GGGAGGCAAUUCGUGGCAGGGGGCAGUUUAGGGCACAACCCCGGCACCUGAAAUUAGGAGAGUUGGGAUUACGUUUUCAAUUAAACUGAAUUAGACGCCGAAUUAGACGGAAAACCAGGAUACAACGCGGCGCUUUUUCAAACUUCAGUCAGACGGGGUAGUCUGGGGAUCUGAGUUUAUACCAAAGUGACUUUUGGCAGCAGGUUAUUGUAAAGCGGAAGAAGCAGAUAGCUGGUUGCUACCUUGCAGUUUUGUUACUUUAGUCCCCUUCAAAGGUGCCUGAAACACAAAAGGAACCUUGAAAAUAUUGUAGUGAAGCAGCCCCAACACUCUUGGACCGUAAUUGAAUGGAAACCGUACAAUAAUGAUUGAACAAAGUAACCCACUUAAUUUACAGCAGUCGCCUAACUUGGGAAACUAUAAAUCAGAUCUGACUCAGAGGGAGGAUGUGGGAGCAGGUGGGCUUGAAGCUUCUUGCGGUCGUCACAUGUCCGAUGUGAUGGAGAUGCCUCACCGAUGUCAGGAUACUUGUUCCAGCGCUGAUGCCGCUACAACCGCGCCGUUUGGCAGCCAGUCAGUAUCUACACUGGCUGAAGAUACUUCAUCUCAUCAGACAAGGGGAUGUGAGGAGGCUGCAGUAGCUGUUCAUGGUAAGAACUGGAUACAACGGCCCCCCACACCAGAUUUACUCCAUCUGGGUGCAAGGGACUGGGAAGUGACUGAUGAGAUAAACGGACUUUAUCGAACAUUCUUUAAGGAGGAGUGUGCUGCUGUGAUUCAUUGCAUCCGCCAGUGUCCUUCGUGGGCAUCUGCACCAGGAACCUGUGCUAGUCUAGACUUCAGUAAAAUUGAGACUGAGCCGUCUCCCCUGUGCGACUGGACCAUGGAGUCUUCCCACUUGCAAGUGGAAGAUGGGUCCUCUAAGUUGGGUCUGACUGUGCAGAAGGUACAGGGUAUGGGCUGUACCAUACCAAGCGUGGUGGAAGAAGGCAAAGAGGAGGAGUGGUAUCAGGAGUCAAGUGGAAGUUCUGUCUCCAUCUGCAAGAGAACUUGGGUUUCCUGUGGUUCAAAAGAUACCGCUUGUAUAAAAUCCAGCACAAAUUCCUCUCCCGAGUGUAAACUUAACCAUUUGAACACCCAGGGAAGUAAGAGAGAGACAGGUGAUCAGGCAGUUUUCGUAGAUUGCUUGGAAGAGGUUGGCUCUGAAACGGAGCAGAAAGGUUCUUCCUCUUUGAUAGAUGGUGCCACAGCACGUGCACUUCGUCCAAACACCGUGGAGUCUGCGUCCAAUUUGACUACAGAUAUCUUUGAUCUAAAUAGUUCUAAAGGAACUCACACAGUAUCUGAAUCAAGCAUUUCAACCAAUUCUGUGUCUGAUUCUGGCCAAAUGGAGGUGGAGUGCAAGAACAAUUUGACAGAAUGCAUCCCAGGGCCUAGAUCUGCUGUAGAACUGACCCUCAACCAAUUUUUAGGCAAUGCAUCAGAGCUCAAAGUAACUUUACAAGGUGAGAACCUGGCUAAUCCUGAAUUAACUGCAGGUCUCAUAAGGCCCUGUGCUUCUCUAGCUGGGAAUGAAACCAUCCCUGUAAUACUAGAAUCCAAGGGUAAAGUUAAUGAGCCCAAAGGAGACAUAGCAGUGGAACCUGUAACGGGUAUGAAUUUGACAGCAACUACCAUAGAGCCCGUUUUUGCUUUAGAAUGUGGAGCAGAACCUGUCCUUGAGAAGGUGGAGUCUAAGGACAAUCUAUCUCAGCAAUCAUUAGGUGCGACCUGUCAGUCUGAGCAUACCGUGGAUGAGAAGGUCGUUCCUGUUUCUGACACAACGUAUGACAUCAGUGUGGAAGCUGGAAACACGGGGGGGAUCAGCAUGUGUAGCCUUGAUGGCACAUUAGACAAGGGUGUGUUUGUCACAUCCACACCACUCAUCAUGCCCAAAUCCUUCAACUUUGCAAAAGUAGCACCACCCACUGCUUCCCACAUAAAGAAAAAGUCUGACAUUGGCAGUGUUGUCAAAGAGCCAUCUGUUAACAUGAGUAGUGCUGCUGGACCUAGCACUGACAUUUGUGUCAACCUUCCCCCUCCGAGCAGGCUCAAGUGUCCCACCAAGGUCCUUCCCAAGCCCACCACAUGGACACGAAGGCCUGGCAGAGAAGCCAGCUCCUCAAACAUUGUAUCAAACAAGAAGUCCCUACUCUCAACUUUAGGCCCCCCAACUAACCGCAAAUCGCUGCAGCCUCCCCUAAAGUCCUCUGCUAUCCCCCUGUGCCUGUCUGUAAGAGGCCCUUCAUCGUCUGGGGUUAGCAGCCUUUGCCGGAAAAUAGAUCUGAACUCCAGGCACAUGGCAUCCACCAGUUCCCUGGAGGGAAAAAAGCUAAUUUCCCCUGCUGGCACCAAGGUUGUAAGUUCUACCCUCCCCAAACACCUUCCAUCUACUCUCGGCCCGCGCAGGUCGCAGUUGGGUUUAGUAAGUUCCACAGCGUUGGAGAAAACAUCCCAGCCUCCAACCCUAUCCCAGAAGCAGCCCAGGGGAAACACAGAUGAUGCUCUUCCCAUAUCGAAGAGGAAGAAAAUUGACACUCCGGGCUCAGACACUAGCAGCAUGGCAGCGAAAGGUAUGGCAGCAAGUACUUCUGUAUUCAAGAGACCCGCGACUCGACAGACAAGCAUGCAGCUGAAGAACCGAAAGACUGGAGCCAGCAGAAAGUCUGGGACAUUGAUAUCUAAGACUUCAGCAGAUGCCAGCGCUUUAGCAAAGCCGUGUGAAACCGGCCCCCAGCUUUCCAAGGUGGAGACGGCGGCACGAAACGCAGGUAUGAUGGAGCCUCUCCGUCCUAUUUUUGCUCUGCAAAGACUGAAGUCGCUAAGACACUAG
Messenger RNA from Brienomyrus brachyistius, 2872 nucleotides. RefSeq lists its product as uncharacterized. The transcript is spliced from 7 exons. NCBI's taxonomy places the organism in Eukaryota, Metazoa, Chordata, Actinopteri, Osteoglossiformes, Mormyridae. The record is from RefSeq and is a predicted model, not a curated record. The coding region runs from base 365 to 2872 and encodes 835 amino acids.